AUGAUCGCCAACCCCGCCAGUUUUGCGUUUAACAUUCCCGAACAACACACAGGUACUUCGAGCGCAUCGUAUUCCUUUACCGACGACGGAUUCUGGGAACAGUGUAUCUACAGACUCGUCUCCCAUGGCACAUCAUCCUGCACCAAGGGCGUCACGAUCUACCAACACGGAACAUAUCAGCACCAGCCAGACGGAUCGAUCAUCCUCUCUCCGUUCUGGCAAGACGGCCGUAUUCAAAUUUUAGAUCCCUGCACGUCGUCCAACGGGAACCAGAUCUCGGUCGUCAACCAGACCGAACACAUUCGCUCGUGGAGAAUCUUCGAUGGUCCUGUAUUAAGGCUGGUCGGGGAGUACUACACUCCGACGGAGAACAUGACCAGGGUCGACGAGCAGCCGGAGUUGUUGACGGGCGUGGUGAGCAACAUUUCAUGA
Rhizoctonia solani is the source of this 432-nucleotide messenger RNA. Its product is annotated as Chaperone for protein-folding within the ER, fungal. The record is from RefSeq and is a predicted model, not a curated record. The coding region runs from base 1 to 432 and encodes 143 amino acids. Gene Ontology annotation, cellular component: endoplasmic reticulum; endoplasmic reticulum membrane. Gene Ontology annotation, biological process: 'de novo' protein folding. Lineage: Eukaryota; Fungi; Basidiomycota; Agaricomycetes; Cantharellales; Ceratobasidiaceae. The transcript is spliced from 2 exons.